Molecule: messenger RNA, 2496 nt
Organism: Parascedosporium putredinis
Lineage: Eukaryota; Fungi; Ascomycota; Sordariomycetes; Microascales; Microascaceae
Source: the annotation of a GenBank genome assembly
AUGAACAACCAACAGUUCCGAAAUCUCUUGCUUAGCAAGGGCUCGAAAUCGUCGGAUGGCGACCGUUCCACUUCGCCAAAGGCGAGCGCCAGCGCAACCUCCAGCGGCCUUGGUGCUCGUCAAAGGGCCAGCAUCCCCAUGACGCCGCGUUCUACAGGGUUGAAUAGCAACGCAGACUUUGCGCGCCAAGUCGCCGAACGAAAUCGCGCCACGAACCCCCAGAAGAAGCCACGGUCGUCCGUCCCCAAAGGCUCAAAGCUCGCCGCGGGCUACGUGGACCGGACAAGGUCGAGACAGGAGGAGGAUGAGCGAGAGGCACGACUGAAAGCGCUGGAGGAGUCGUUACGAAACGAAGAAAUCGAUCAAGAGACGUUUGAUAGAUUGUGCAGCGAAAUUGCUGGGGGCGACUUGUCGACGACACACAUGGUCAAGGGCCUCGACUUUAAGCUACUACAGAGGGUACGAGGAGGCGAGGAUGUGUACCGCGACGGAGACUUUUCUACGGAAGAUAAAGAAGCACGCAACAGCCCCGCAGAAGCUGAGGAGGGGGAUAUUGAUGAUGAGCUGGACAAAGUCUUGGAACAAGAGGUCACGGCUGUAGAAAAGGAAAAGCGCGAGAAAAAGGGUCAGCUGUCUACAGUGUCCUCCGCUGCGGGGAAGAAGCGUACGAGAGACCAGAUCCUGGCGGACCUGAAGGCAGCCCGUGCGGUAGCGACGCCCAAGGAGCCAAAGGAAGACUUGGGAGGAAAAUUCAAGAAGAUUGGCGCGAAACAGCAGCCGGGCACGCGGAUUGAGCGCGAUAGCAGGGGCAGAGAGGUUCUCAUCAUAGUAGACGAGGACGGGCACGAGAAAAGGAAGAUUCGCAAGGUAUACGCUGGCGAGAAGGGCGGCGAUGGUCUGAAAAAUGAUUUGCCUAUGCCUGACAAGGACGCGAAACCCCUUGGCAUGGAGGUGCCAGAGAUAUACCGGAACCGAGAAGAGCCCGAAGAGGAAGAGGAUGAUGAUAUCUUUGGUGGCGUGGGAGACGACUACGAUCCAUUGGCCGGGCUUGCAGCGGGUUCGGGCUCCGACUCCGAUUCCGACUCCGAUUCCGAUUCCGACGGCGGCGAGUCUCGGCCGGGUCGUGAUGACGAUGCAAAGUCCGUAGGAUCCGAGAAAGAGAGGACGACGAAGAAGGAAGACCUAGCAGUACCGCCCGCACACGCUACAGGACCAAGAAACUAUUUCAAGGAUGCCAAGACUGGGCUCAUCUCCCAAGAAGAAGUCAAGGCGCCGUCCUUGUCCGACCCAACCAUUAUGGCCGCCUUGAAGAAGGCGGCGACCCUUAACCCGUUGGGUAAAGGGCCCGGCGACGAUGAUGAUGUUAGCGACCAAGAGGAGAGGGCGCGGCUGGAGCGCAGGCGGAAGCUUCUGAAUCCACCGAUCGCGACGCGGAGGAUCUGGAUAUGGGCUUCGGCACGAGCAGACGCCGCUGGCCGGAAGAUGAGGGUGCCAAAGAUCCCUGUGUGGCUUGACUGUGAUCCUGGCCAUGAUGAUGCGUUUGCCAUACUCCUUGCCGCCUACCAUCCGCAAUUGCAGCUCCUAGGUAUCUCGACAGUUUUCGGCAAUGCAUCACUCAGAAAAACGACGAACAAUGCGGCAUCUAUUCUUACCGCGAUAGGCAAGGAGAAGGAGAUCACAGUCUAUCCCGGCGCGCACAAGCCGCUGGUCCGCCCUGAGAGACAGCAUGCCGUCGACAUCCACGGCGAGUCCGGCAUCGACGGAACCGAUCACCUGCCCGAGGGCCGCGCGCAAGUAGACACCACCACGGGCGCCAUCCACGCCAUGGCCGAGGCCCUCCUCAACAGCCCCCGGCACCGCCUGGCUCAGUACCCCCAGAUUGUCGGUCACCUGGCGGGGCUGAGCAUCAUGGGCGGCGCUAUCGGUGGCGGCUUCUCGAGUGCCGUCAUGGGAAUGGUGGACGGCGUCGCGCGCGUGGGCAACUGGUCACAGUACGCCGAGUUCAACAUCUUCAUCGACCCGGAGGCCGCCGCGCUGGUGUUUGGAAACGAGGAACUCGCCGCCAAAACGACCCUUGUGCCCCUAGACCUUACCCACCAGGCAUUGGCUACUAAGAAAGUACGGACCAUGCUCCUCCACGGCAAGGGAGCGCCGGCCGAGUCGCCGGAUGGCGAGGGCAAGUCAACGUUGAGGACCAUGCUAGUGGAGCUCCUCUUCUUUUUCGCAAAGACAUACGAGGACGUGUUUGGCAUCACCGAAGGACUGGGGCGCGGACGGGGUCCCGAGAAGAGAGAGCGCUUCGAUGUCACCGUUGUCACCGAAGGCAACUUUGAGGAUGCGGUAAAGGGAAGCCAGCUGGGCCGCACCAUCGCCACUCUAAAAGAGCCGGGCAAAUCUGGUGUCAGGAUCCCGAGGAGCCUUGACCUUGAUUCCUUUUGGGACGAAAUAGAAGCCUGCAUUGAAAGGGCGGAGACGGUGGUAGCUGAACGCGCUUGA